AUGCCUCCAGCAGAUAGCCCAUGGGGAAAGAAAGCACAGCAGAAAAAGCCUCUGACUACCUUUCCCGCAUUGAAAAUCAACGAUACUGCAAAUGAUUCGCCCAAAUCUCCCUACCAGGAGACUCAAGACGACGAGCUUAUUGCUCUCGCCUCAAUAUACGGUGAAGACUUUCGUCGUAUUGAGACACAUCAAUCCGCGUGGAAGGCAGUAACGUUGGGGGUCACCCUGACCCUCACAUACCCCAAAUCGGCGCCAUUGUUGACCUUGAAGAAUACCGAUGGUCUUCGGGAUUCUACCAAAUUCAAGCUUCAGAAAAUCAUUGAGACACUACCCAAGGAACUGGUCAAGGAAGAACAAGCCAUGAUCAUGGAAAUUGUCACUUCUUGUCAAGAAGUAUUAGAGCAAGCUGCCGAAGCAAAAGCUGCAGGAAGAGAACUACCCACCUUGCAAGAAGAGCGAGCAGCCCACGAAGCGGCUGCUGCACAAGUAAUAGAAGAUCAGCGUUUAGAGGAAGAGAGAAAAAAAAAGCUGGAGUCCCAGGAAGAAGAAAGAAUGCUUGGUUCUCUGGUGCAAGACGAGCUAAAGAGGCAGCGAGCUAAGGCGAAGGAGACGAAGCGGAAGAAUCAACCUCCUCCCUCAAUCACUGUCUCUAAUUCAGGAAUUGAAAAGAUGGCACACGAUCAUGAGGUGCUAGAUCGCCAAAUUUCGGUCCUUGAUGCUGAUGGGAACCCUAUGUACUUUCAGGCGGUGACCGGUAAAUCGUUCAUUCGUCAGGGACCUGUAUCUCGUUGCUAUACCGUAAGACCGGUAGUUAACUCCCAAGCCCCUUUAUUGGUUUUGAAGCAGACUGUGCUUGAUACAAACUUGAAUGACCGUAGUAUCAAGGGACAAUUACAAGCAAUGGAGAAUGAAUUAGAAAAGCUCAGGAGCAUUAGACACGGCAACAUCCUUAAUCUCCUAGAUUUUAAGGUAGAAAAAGAAGAAAACGAUUCUACCUGGACUGUCAGCACACUGUGCGAAUAUGCCGAGAAAGGUUCCUUGGAGGAAUUAUUAGAUAUCGUCGAGAAUAUGAGCGUUAACAAAGUUCGCUCAUGGACAAUAGAGUUACUGGAUGCUUUAAGAUUUCUCCACGAAGAAAACGGCAUAAUUCACGAGGAUAUACAUAGUGGAAAUAUUCUCCUUUUCCGGGAAUCAGAUGGAGUCGUUAGGCCAAAACUUGCUGAUGCUGGACAUCAGCGAACGCUGCACAUCCUCAGCGGCAAAAUCGCAAAAAGGAAGACGGAUAGUUUUGCCAUGGCAAAAUCCGCGUACUGGUUGCCACCAGAAAUUGCAAACUCGGAUGAUGGCCUACGAACUGCAAAGACCGACAUCUGGGAGUUCGGUAUUGUUUUCCUUCAGAUGGCUUUUGGAUUGAAUGUCACUCGAAAGUACUCAUCUCCAAAAGCUAUGCUAGACUCGUUGGACUUGUCCGAUGCCUUACAAGAUUUUAUGCUCAAGCUAUUCAACCCAGACCCGAAGAAACGUCCUCGAGCUUUCGCGCUCAGCUCUUGCAAAUUUCUUGUUACUGAUGCCACUAUUAUGGAAGAAGAUUCGUCUGCUGUAAUAUCGAGGCUUGGAUCCACCUCAUCGUUAGUGCCUAUCACACCACGUAGACCUAGGCAUGAUUCUAUGAGUCUUAGUGGACCCUUUUCAAGAUACGCUCAUGAUUUUGUUGAAGAAGGCCGCUUAGGGAAAGGAGGCUUUGGAGAGGUCGUGAAAGCAAGGCAAAAAUUAGAUGGACAGAUAUAUGCCAUCAAGAAGAUUACGCAAAAGUCAUCUGCUCAGUUAGAUGAUGUAUUAAAGGAGGCCCGUCUACUUUCUCAACUCAAUCAUCCUUCUGUCGUUCGCUAUUUUAGUACAUGGACAGAAGAGAUUCCUGAUUUUUCUGAGACGGAUGACGAUAAUACGACAACAGAUACCGCCACUGAAGAAUCCAUCAGCAGCCUUUCCCCUAAAGGAUCGGGACCUCAUAUUGAAUUUGGGACGAGUACAGGAGGUCUUGAUUUCAUGUCUACUAGCGGAUACCAAAUUGAAUUUGGUUAUGACGGAGCAACCGAAAGCGACGAUGAAGAUGAAGAGGUUGAUGACGAUGACGAUGACGAUGACGAUGACGAUGACGAUGAUGAAGAUGAUGAUGACUACGAAGAAUCCGCAGAGCCUAACGCCCAUGUUCGGAACCGAGGUCAUGGGCGUCUUGCUCUGGCAGAUAGGGGAAGUAGAUCUAGUCCGCGACCUCCGCGCCCAUUCAAAACAAUAUUAUACAUAUCCAUGGAAUACUGUGAGAAGCGAACACUUCGCGAUCUUAUUCAACGAGGACUCUAUAAAGAUAACGAGGAAAUAUGGCGUCUCUUCCGUCAAAUUCUUGAAGGUCUUGCCCAUAUUCACAGCUUAAAUUUUGUACAUCGCGAUCUGAAGCCAGAAAACAUUUUCAUUGAUGGUACCUCGAACGUCAAAAUAGGUGACCUCGGUUUGGCUACAAGGGGUCAAUAUUCUGCACUCGACAAAGUGCCAUCCUCUGCGAUGCACAACAGUGGGGACCUAACAAGAAGUGUUGGUACUUUCUCGUAUAUCGCACCCGAGAUUCGAUCAGCAGUCUCUGGGGGACCAUACACCGGCAAGGUCGAUAUGUACUCUCUUGGUGUGAUAUUUUUUGAGAUGUGCUAUACCUCACUUGUCGGUAUGGAGAGAGCACAAGUCAUUGAUGGCUUAAGGAAGAAGGAACCCGUGCUUCCAACCAGUUUCGACAAGGUCGGAAAAGCUGUUCAGGGGGACAUCAUCUUGUCUCUCCUUAACCACAAUCCAAAAGAACGACCUUCCAGCUCUGAACUGCUUCAAAGCCGAAAACUGCCAGUCCAAAUGGAAAGCGAAACGAUCCGACAAACUUUAGCUGGCUUGUCGGAUUCGAAAUCACCAUAUCAUCAAAAGAUGAUGAGUGCGCUCUUCUCUCGAACCACGAAACAAGCAAAGGAUUAUGCGUGGGAUAUGGGGGUUCCGUUUCCAAGUGGUAACGAUUUAUUGCUACAAGGACUCGUGAAGCAAAAGUUAAUCUCAAUUUUCCGCAACCAUGGGGCUGUGGAAACUCCUCGAUGUAUCUUGUUCCCAUCUUCAGAUCACUAUGGUGCAAAUGCUGUUCAAUUAUUGGAUAGAAGUGGCACCCUCCUUCAGCUUCCUUAUGACCUUACAGUCCCAAAUGCUCGCGCCAUUGCGAAGCACCAACCGCCGGUUGAGAGAUCAUUCGCUUUUGGUACCGUGUUUCGCGACAAACAAGAUGGCGCGGCCCCACAAACAUUCGGCGAAGUGGAUUUUGACAUUGCCACUUCAGAUAGCUUAGAUCUAGCAUUAAAGGAGGCUGAGGUUAUAAAAGUUCUAGAUGAGAUCGUUGCAAACUUUCCGUCCUUACCUUCGUCACAAAUGUGUUUUCAUAUAAAUCAUGCAGAUUUACUUGAUUUAAUAUUCGAUUUCUGUCGUAUUGAACCCAGUAUACGCCAAGCUGCUGCAGAUACACUCAGUAAGCUCAAUGUACAGCAAUGGACGUGGCAGAAGAUACGAGCAGAACUUCGAUCACCAUUAGUUGGGGUAUCCGCCACUAGUGUUGAGGACCUCCAGCAUUUCGAUUUUAGAGACACUCCUGCCAAGGCUUUUCAAAAGCUGAAAGUAAUUUUCGAAGGUACUGAAAUGUUCGAGAAGGCUUCUUCUUCUAUUGCGCAUCUACGUGAUGUGAUUGAAUAUACAAAACGUUUUGAGGUUCAGAGAAAGAUAUAUGUUAAUCCUCUAGGAAGUUUGAAAGAAAGGUUUUAUAAGGGUGGGGUACUUUUCUCUUGUCUAUACGAUAGAAAGAUCAGAGAUGUGUUCGCAGCGGGGGGUCGAUAUGAUUCUUUGAUUAGAGACAAUCGACACCACAAGAACAUUGGCGAGGAACGUCAUGCUGUGGGCUUCAAUCUAGCAUGGGAGAAAAUGGCUCGGCUUCCAAAGUCAAAUUCGAAGAGCUUAUUAAGGAAAUCUGACGAGGAGGUACAUGGUAUUUGGAGCACAAAGCGAUGCGAUGUACUCGUCGCAAGUCAUGAUGCAGCGAUACUAAGAUCAACUGGAGUUGAACUUGUAUCAAACUUGUGGUCGCAUGAUAUAAGUGCCGAGCUAGCACGAGACUCACGAUCUCCUGAAGAUCUUCUCUCCAAAUACCGAGAUGAUAGUUAUUCUUGGAUCAUUAUCAUAAAGCAAGAUUCCGUGGUAAGAUGUAAAACUACCGGUCGGAAAGACAUUUCCGAUGCCGAUAUCCCUUCUACACAGCUAGUUUCGUGGCUUCGGGGUGAAAUGCGCGAAAGAGAUCAGAGAGAAGGAACCUAUAAUCGAGCGAAAAUAUCUCGUCAACAUAGUCAACCAGACACUGGACCGAGUGAUCAUGAACAGGAGGUACGGGUUUUGGUCGCUGGUACGAAGAGCAAGAAAUCGAAUAGAAGAAAUAUUGUAGAGCAAGCUCAAGGCAGAGCGGCAACUCUCGUUCAAUCAUUCUUAGACGGCCCUAUUGCCGCCAUCGAAACAACAGACCACGUAAUGGAAUUAAUUCACGAGACCAAACUCUCGGAUCCUGAAUCAUGGCGCAAAUUGACACAUUCGGUCCCCACGCCCGAACGUCGCUACAUAGGUGACAUCCAUGAUAUGAUGAGUGGUCUGGCACUUCAAAAUAAAGACAUUACGAGAAAUGCAUUUGUUUAUAAUUUUAGAACGGGAAUGUGUAUUUAUUAUGAUUUGGGCGCUUAG
Molecule: messenger RNA, 4797 nt
Organism: Sclerotinia borealis F-4128
Lineage: Eukaryota; Fungi; Ascomycota; Leotiomycetes; Helotiales; Sclerotiniaceae
Source: the annotation of a GenBank genome assembly